Polypterus senegalus (gray bichir) is the source of this 1353-nucleotide messenger RNA. RefSeq names its product zinc finger and SCAN domain-containing protein 21-like. The record is from RefSeq and is a predicted model, not a curated record. The transcript has 6 exons. Lineage: Eukaryota; Metazoa; Chordata; Cladistia; Polypteriformes; Polypteridae. Gene Ontology annotation, cellular component: nucleus. Bases 55 to 1353 code for a protein of 432 amino acids. Gene Ontology annotation, molecular function: DNA-binding transcription factor activity, RNA polymerase II-specific; RNA polymerase II cis-regulatory region sequence-specific DNA binding. Gene Ontology annotation, biological process: regulation of transcription by RNA polymerase II; central nervous system development.
UUAGCCACACGGGAUAGAGAAAAAGAAAAAGCUGCUGUUUGCUGGAACAUCUCAAUGGAUGUGAAACAGGACACCUGUGAUGUGGAUGCAAAUAUCAUGGAGAAAAUAAAUAUUAAGGAGGAGGACUGUCAGUGGGAGCCCAUCUGCCUUAAACAGGAAAGUCUGAGCAUCGAGGAGGAGGACAGUGAACUGCAGGCAGUGGGCAUUAAAGAAGAACCUGAAGAGAAAUCUGUCAGUAUUGAGACACAUAACCGUACAAAUCUGGACAGUGUAAAAGAAGAAAACCGUCAUGAUGUGUGUCAAGAUGGAGUGGUGACCAGGUUAGACUCUUCUCAGAGCAGACACUUUUCAUCUCCAGAGCCUUCUAUCAAUGUGAAGUCAGAAUCAUUAGAGUCUGAUCCAAAGAGGGCUGAGGAAACUACAUCUGUUAGAGCUCAGAAAAAUAAGCGACCACCUUCAAAGAAGUCUGGAAAAAGAAAGAAAGAUCACUGCUGUGUGGAAUGUGGCAGAGAAUUCCCUAAAAAGAGUGCUCUUCAGAAACACAUGAGAGUUCACAUGGAAGAGAAGCCAUAUUGCUGUAGUGAAUGUGGCAAACAGUUUUCAGACAUGCGCAAUCUUCAGAGACACACUAGAGUUCACACCGGAGAGAAGCCAUAUUGCUGUAGUGAAUGUGGCAAACAGUUUUCACAUAUAGGCAAUCUGAAGGACCACACUAGAGUUCACACCGGAGAGAAGCCAUAUUGCUGUAAUGAAUGUGGCAAACAGUUUUCACAGAAGGGCAAUCUACAGAAACACACGAGAGUUCACACCGGAGAGAAGCCAUAUUGCUGUAAUGAAUGUGGCAAACAGUUUUCACAAAUAGGCAGUCUUCAGAAACACACUAGAGUUCACACUGGAGAAAAGCCGUAUUGCUGUAAUGAAUGUGGCAAACAGUUUUCACAGAUGGGCAGUCUUCAGAUACACACAAGAGUUCACAACAGAAUAAAAAGGGUAGCAGUUCAAAAAUCAGUCCAGAAAAAAAAGAACCCUUCAGGACGCAAGGGUGACGUUCAGUCUUGUCCUGAAAAAGGCACAGCACUUGUGCAACAACGCCUGGAUACAUUUCUGUUAACAUACCGCAAUUCCCCUCAUGCAACAACAAAGGAGAUACCAGCUAAGAUGUUCCUUGGACGCAAGCUGCGAUCACGGCUGGAUUUCCUGAAACCUGUUGCUGGUGUAGUGCACAGGUCACAAGAUGCUCAACAAGAGCGCCGCAAACCAUGCUCCAAAGACAGACAGUUUGAUAUAGGUUUAGGCUUUAUUGAGCCAUUAAUGAGAAGACAGAAGAUCAGUAAAGACUUGCACUACCUCUGA